This is a messenger RNA of Volvox carteri f. nagariensis, 2435 nucleotides long. RefSeq lists its product as uncharacterized. The record is from RefSeq and is a predicted model, not a curated record. The coding region runs from base 414 to 2435 and encodes 673 amino acids. The transcript is spliced from 13 exons. Gene Ontology annotation, cellular component: Golgi stack. Gene Ontology annotation, biological process: Golgi to plasma membrane protein transport; intra-Golgi vesicle-mediated transport; SNARE complex disassembly. Lineage: Eukaryota; Viridiplantae; Chlorophyta; Chlorophyceae; Chlamydomonadales; Volvocaceae. Gene Ontology annotation, molecular function: ATP hydrolysis activity; ATP binding.
GUUCUUAUUAACAAUAAAGUUAAGGCUAGGCAACAUAGUUUUUAAUUAAUUAUACUAUUGGUCUACCAUUUGCACCAUUAAGGAAUGUCAACACGAACCGUGGAUAACUGCCCUGAUAAGGCCUCCGCUACAACAAAUUUUGUUUAUGUAUCAGAGCACGAUGACCUUCUUCGAUCCGAAUUUGUCGAGGCUGGCGGCUUGUGGGUCACAAUUGGAGAGGCAGUUCGUUUGCUGGUGCUUGUAGUAACCCUUCUCACCUUCAUCGCAGCGUGUUUACUUUGAGGUCUCAUGCACUCAUACAAGAUGGCUGUUUGGCGCUUAACAGCGUACAGCGCAAGAUUUUGCGGGUGUCCGUCAGGGACCUCUUGACUCUUAAGGCGUAUCCACAGCAUAAGGACCUUCCUUCCUUGGGUAUGGUGUACGGAAAGGUUACCGGCAUCGUGGACAAGGUGCGACCAGUGGAGCUAAAGGCAGAUGAUGUCAUCCAGCGGCUAUUGAAGGCCAAGGGUCAGGUCCUGACGAAGGACCAGCAGAUUGCGUUUGAACUGGACACGGGGAAUUACAAAUUAAUCGUGGAGCAGUUGCUGGUCGAUGUGGGCGGGAAGUCAAUGGAGACCAGCCGUGGCGUUCUUUCCGGACGCACGGCCUUCUUUUUCACCAAUGAAGGCGACAGUCCGAUAACUAUCACAGGCCAGAAGGGCUACGCGUCUAGCCAAAUCUUCAAGCACAAGACCGUAAAUUUUGAGAGUCUGGGCAUUGGUGGCCUAGACCAGCAGUUCGAGGUUAUUUUCCGUCGUGCAUUCGCCAGCCGCGUGUUCCCGCCGUCCAUCAUUCAGCGCCUGGGGAUUAAACACGUCAAGGGCAUCCUGCUGCACGGCCCUCCCGGUACGGGCAAGACGCUCAUUGCGCGCCAGAUCGGCAAGAUGCUGAAUGGCAAGGAGCCCAAGAUCGUGAACGGUCCCGAAGUGCUAAACAAGUUCGUGGGUCAGAGCGAGGAGAACAUCCGUAAUCUGUUUGCGGAGGCUGAAGCGGAGUACAAGGCCAAGGGAGAUGCAUCGGCGCUGCACAUCAUCAUCUUUGACGAGAUCGAUGCGAUCUGCAAGCAGCGCGGGUCCGUUCGUGACGGUUCCGGCGUGCACGACACCGUCGUUAACCAGUUGCUGACUAAGGUGGAUGGUGUGGAUGCGCUGAACAACAUACUUCUGAUUGGCAUGACGAAUCGGAAAGACAUGCUGGACGAGGCGCUGCUGCGUCCAGGGCGUCUGGAGGUGCAGAUCGAGAUUGGGCUUCCGGACGCGGCGGGCCGCUUACAGAUUCUUAAGAUCCAUACCAGCAAGAUGAGCGAAAAUGCUUUUCUCGCGCAAAACAUUGACCUCGCACGCCUUGCGGAGCUCACCAAGAACUUCAGCGGGGCCGAGCUGGAGGGCUUGGUCAAGGAUGCCACAGCCUACGCUUUGAACCGGGCCGUCAACUUUGAUGACUUGCACGCUCCGCUGGAGGAGGAGAACUUGAAGGUGACCAUGGAGGACUUUGAAAAGGCGCUCGAGGAGGUCAAGCCCGCGUUCGGCACUUCCGUGGAGACAUUGGAGUCGUACCUCACACACGGCAUUAUCCCUUGCGGAGAUGCAUUUGAACAGUUGCAGAGCUCCUUGUCCAUGCUGGUGCAGCAGGUGAGGAAGAGCGACAAGACGCCGCUGCUGUCGGUGAUCCUGGAAGGGCCAGUCGGCAGCGGCAAAAGCGCGUUGGCGGCGGCGGCAGCAAAGCAUUCCGACUUUCCCUUCUGCAAGGUCGUCUCCAGCGAAACGAUGGCUGGCUACUCCGAGCAGGCCAAGGCCAGUCAGAUCAUCAAGGUGUUUGAGGACGCAUACAAGUCUCCGCUUUCGGUGAUCAUUCUCGAUGACAUUGAACGCCUGCUGGAGUACGUUGCAAUUGGGCCGCGGUUCAGCAACACAAUUCUGCAGGCACUCUUGGUGGUUGUCAAGCGCAUGCCGCCACCAGGCCACAAACUACUCGUAAUCGGCACCACCAGUAUGCACGACGUGAUGGAGUCCAUGGGCCUGAACGAGGUGUUCAACGUGUCACUCCACGUUCCGGCUCUCCGUAUGGAUGAGAUGAUCAAAGUGUUGCGGCACGUGGACUGCUUCGACGUCAUGGACAUCCCGCAGGCCGUCGACGUGCUCACAACGAGCAGCUCGCAAGUGAGCUGGCAUCGGCACCAGCGCCGCGAUCAGUGCCAUGGGUUGGUUCUCCGCGAAGAGGCAUAUGCCGCUGCGUUAAGGGCCGCAUAUACCUGGCAGCCAAUCUGCGAAAUAGCCCGUGAGAGUUUUUACUAUCGCGUAGUAAUUCAUUUAACCUGUGUCCGGCAGAUGAGUAAUUACUGGGCUCCGACGUUUUGCUUCGUUUAUUUUAUAAAUUAUGGCGUUCAAAAUUCCUAA